GUUUAUAGUAAACAAACAUGGCGGACGAAGAAGCUGCCAUGGCGAUAGUUUGUGGAUUAUUUCUAAGCGAGAAAAAGCGACAGAAAAAGAAAAGGCGUUGGGUGAAGGAGUUGAGACAACGUGAACAAGGUCUCGACUUGUUACAACACGAUAUGGAGUGGACUGCAGCUGUUGCUUUCUUUGUGUUGUCUUAUUUGACAGAUUUCUGACAGGGCGGGGUUACUUCACAUGAACAGGGAGGAGCUCCAGUUCGUCCUCAACAAAGUCGCACCCUUCAUCACCAAGCAGGACACCAACAUGAGGCUGUCCAUUUCUGCUAAAGACAGACUGGUACUGACUCUCAGAUUUUUGGCAACAGGAGAAUCUUUUACAUCCUUAAACUUUCAGUUUAGGGUUGGAAAGUCAACAAUUUCCAAGAUUGUGAGGGAAACAUGCGAAGCCCUGUAUGAGGCAUUUGCUGAGGAUUAUCUCAAGACACCAAAUACAGAAGAGGAAUGGCUGGAAAUUGCACAGGAUUUCCAUCAGAUGUGGCAGUUCCCCAACUGUCUUGGUGCCUUAGAUGGGAAGCACAUUAACAUUCUACCUCCAGCUCAUAGUGGAAGCACCUUCCGAAAUUACAAGGGACAGUUUUCUGUGCUGAUGAUGGCUCUUGUUGAUGCUAAGUACCAGUUUCUGUAUGUCAGUGUGGGAGCACAGGGUAAGGCAUCAGAUGCUGGGGUGUUUGCUGAGACAGAUUUCAAGCAAGCACUUCUCAAUAUUCCAGCAGCUAAACCUCUCCCUGGAUCUGACAUACAAGCACCCUUUGUGUUCCUGGGUGAUGAUGAUGAAAUGAUGAUGAAACCAUACUCCCUUCAUCAGGUGGACUAUCAACAGAGAGUGUUUAACUACAGGCUUUCUCGAGGACGCAGAGUGGUGGAAAAUGGAUUUGGACUACUGGCCAACAGGUGGAGAGUAUUGCUCACCACCAUAAUGCUCAGUGCAGAUAAAGUACAGAAGGUGGCCUUAGCUUGUGUGUGUCUCCACAAUUAUCUGUGUGAGAUUCAGUCUGACACAUAUGCACCUCCAGCCCUGACUGAUUCAGAAGAUGGUGAGCACAGAUUUGUGGAGGGUACUUGGAGACUGGAUGGUCUGGGAGCCAUGCUCCCUCUUCAACCUGGUAGACCCUGCAACAGCUCCAUGGCUGCCAGACAAACACGAGACAAGCUGAAGAGCUACUUUGUUACAUCUGCAGGCAAGGUGCCCUGGCAGGACAACUAUAUUUAGGCUUAGACAAAUCAUUUCCAGUGUUUUGUGUAUUUUUCUUUUUUGCACUGAUAUGUUUAUAGUUCUGUAAAGACAAGAUUUUUUACUUGAUGUUCUUCAAUAAAAUUUAUGACAAAAAAUA
Molecule: messenger RNA, 1384 nt
Organism: Austrofundulus limnaeus
Lineage: Eukaryota; Metazoa; Chordata; Actinopteri; Cyprinodontiformes; Rivulidae
Exons: 4
Coding region: 229-1263 (344 amino acids)
Source: RefSeq, a predicted model, not a curated record